UAAUCCCACCUCCCUAACCUUCAUUUACCCCCUAAAUCUGACCUGUGCUGAAACUCGUAUAUCUGAAUUAAAUCUCUCUCUGCAGCAACACGAGCGUUUUGUGCGACGCGGUGAUAUGGGAUCGGUGCAGACUGCUGAAUGGGUGCCACGCAGCGAGCCCUCUGAUUGGCGGUGCCGUGGUGGUCCUGCUGGAUCGGCACGUCCUCGAGCGUGGAGCGUCCGGACCUUCCACGACUUCCUCCUGCCUUUUCCUCAGUUACACAGGAAGUGGUGCAGCUGGAACCUCACCAGCCCCUUUUCCAAACUGGUGGACAGUAGCGUCUCUUCAGGCUCGGUGAUGGACGGCGGUGACCACCGAAACCUUUUGUCCGGUUCCUCACUGAUCUUCUGCUCACUCCCUCAGUCUCACUCAGCUCGCCGUCAGCGCCGCUUCAAUCCUUCACGAUUUAACAGCUCGUCCGCCGCUUCCAAGCACGUGUCUGAUCCGGAGGGGGCUCCGUACGGCCCGGAGGAAAACGUUCAAAUCUGCACUGACCAUGAAGACGUCACCGUCCCGGUGUUCGGGGUUUCUGAAGAUGAUGACCGAGAGCCUUUGGUUUCAGCUGAACAAGGAAACGGAGUCUCAACAGUAGAUGAUGCUCAAGUCUCGGAGUACUUUACUCACACUGGCUCCGUCCGCUCCACCUCGGGAGUUGUGGAUGAAUCGAAGUUGGACGUGCUGAAAACCACAUCCAACGCGAUUCACCUUCCUUCCCUGAGUCAUGUGACUGCGGCGUGUGAGCUGGUGGGAAAGGACAUGUAAUAAAUAGGAAAGUUAUGAAAUAAAUAUUAAUAUAUAAAAUACAUAAAACUGUUGUCCUGAAGAGUAUAAAAUGUGGUAUUGUUUAGCUACGUAUUUAACAAACACAGAGCUGAAUUGAAAUGCUAACAGACA
Messenger RNA from Trichomycterus rosablanca, 934 nucleotides. RefSeq lists its product as uncharacterized. The record is from RefSeq and is a predicted model, not a curated record. The transcript has 2 exons. Lineage: Eukaryota; Metazoa; Chordata; Actinopteri; Siluriformes; Trichomycteridae. Bases 116 to 802 code for a protein of 228 amino acids.